Messenger RNA from Micromonas pusilla CCMP1545, 2048 nucleotides. RefSeq lists its product as uncharacterized. The transcript has a single exon. The record is from RefSeq and is a predicted model, not a curated record. NCBI's taxonomy places the organism in Eukaryota, Viridiplantae, Chlorophyta, Mamiellophyceae, Mamiellales, Mamiellaceae. Bases 1 to 2031 code for a protein of 676 amino acids.
AUGACCGCGGGCCAGGGUGCAACCCUUGGCGGCGGCGUGACCGUGACCGGCGGCGUCGGCGUUAGUUCCACAGGCGGCGGCAUCACCGUGGUGAGCGGCGUCGGCACGGCAACAUCGAGCGGCGCCGUGAGCGUGAAGUCAGCAAACGCCGGUACGAGCGGCGUGAGCGGGUCCAUGACUUUGGCGACCGGGACAUCGAGUGCUGGUGUGUCGGGAGCGUUCACGAUGGACACGGGCACUGCCACCGGCGGCAACUCGGGGAGUGUUGCUGUGACGACUGGCGGUGCGAGUACUAGCGGCACUGGUGGCGCUUUCACUGUGGCCGUGGGCGACGGCGACACGGGCACAGGCGGCGACAUCGGCAUGACCGCGGGCAAGUCCAGUGCGGCCGCGGGAGGUGCCGUGGGCGUGACCGCGGGCCAGGGUGCAACCCUUGGCGGCGGCGUGACCGUGACCGGCGGCGUCGGCGUUAGUUCCACAGGCGGCGGCAUCACCGUGGUGAGCGGCGUCGGCACGGCAACAUCGAGCGGCGCCGUGAGCGUGAAGUCAGCAAACGCCGGUACGAGCGGCGUGAGCGGGUCCAUGACUUUGGCGACCGGGACAUCGAGUGCUGGUGUGUCGGGAGCGUUCACGAUGGACACGGGCACUGCCACCGGCGGCAACUCGGGGAGUGUUGCUGUGACGACUGGCGGUGUGAGUACUAGCGGCACUGGUGGCGCUUUCACUGUGGCCGUGGGCUUAGGCGACACGGGCACAGGCGGCGACAUCGGCAUGACCGCGGGCAAGUCCAGUGCGGCCGCGGGAGGUGCCGUGGGCGUGACCGCGGGCCAGGGUGCAACCCUUGGCGGCGGCGUGACCGUGACCGGCGGCGUCGGCGUUAGUUCCACAGGCGGCGGCAUCACCGUGGUGAGCGGCGUCGGCACGGCAACAUCGAGCGGCGCCGUGAGCGUGAAGUCAGCAAACGCCGGUACGAGCGGCGUGAGCGGGUCCAUGACUUUGGCGACCGGGACAUCGAGUGCUGGUGUGUCGGGAGCGUUCACGAUGGACACGGGCACUGCCACCGGCGGCAACUCGGGGAGUGUUGCUGUGACGACUGGCGGUGCGAGUACUAGCGGCACUGGUGGCGCUUUCACUGUGGCCGUGGGCUUAGGCGACACGGGCACAGGCGGCGACAUCGGCAUGACCGCGGGCAAGUCCAGUGCGGCCGCGGGAGGUGCCGUGGGCGUGACCGCGGGCCAGGGUGCAACCCUUGGCGGCGGCGUGACCGUGACCGGCGGCGUCGGCGUUAGUUCCACAGGCGGCGGCAUCACCGUGGUGAGCGGCGUCGGCACGGCAACAUCGAGCGGCGCCGUGAGCGUGAAGUCAGCAAACGCCGGUACGAGCGGCGUGAGCGGGUCCAUGACUUUGGCGACCGGGUCGACCACCGCCGGCGCAUCGGGCUCCGUGACUAUGAUUUCCGGAGAUGCCACUGGAGCGGCGAGCGGCGACGUGACCGUAGGCGCUGGUGUUUCCUUCUCUACGAACGGAGGACAUGUCAACAUCUCCGCGGGCUCCGUUUUCACCGGGAAAGUCGCUGGAAACGUCACGGUCGAACCCGGGCAAACGUUCGGCGGCGCCGUCACCGGUCACGUCAACGUCGGCGUCGAUCACGCGUCUUCCGUCGUCAUCGGACGUCGCGCGGACGACGGCUUCACGAAACUUCACGGCCUCGUCGAGACGUUUAAGCACCAAAUCGGACGCGACGCGAACGCGGCGGUGACGAACAAGCACCUGAAGAUCACAACCGCGUCGAUCACGGUUCCGGCGUUGUACCCGUCUGCUGUGUUCACGUUCGACGUGCACGUCCCGGGCGCGGUCUUAUCGGACGUCGUCCAGGUCGCGUUCUCAGGAUCGUUAGGGGACGCGCACGCGAUCGCGCACGUCAUCGCGGUGAACUCCGUGAGAAUCACGGUGAGUAACCCGGGGUAUAACGUCGCGGUCGUGACUCUCGCGGCGGGGACGUUUACUCUGACGUGCACGAAUUUCACGUGAUGAGAUUUUGCGGGAUG